Molecule: messenger RNA, 852 nt
Organism: Siniperca chuatsi (mandarin fish)
Lineage: Eukaryota; Metazoa; Chordata; Actinopteri; Centrarchiformes; Sinipercidae
Product: complement C1q-like protein 2
Exons: 3
Coding region: 39-455 (138 amino acids)
Molecular function (GO): protein binding
Source: RefSeq, a predicted model, not a curated record
GUCUGCCUCAUCCCAACACGAGUGAUCGACCGACAGAGAUGGGAGAGAAAACCCAGGUGAUAUUCAGUGCACUGGCAGAGCAUGGUGGGGCCUAUGGACCCUUCAACACAGACAAAACUGUGGUUUACAACAGAGUGAUUACAAACCUUGGUUGUGCCUACAAUAACACUACAGGUAUCUUCAGUGCUUCUGUUGCAGGUUUUUAUUAUUUUACCUUCUUCUAUCAUGCUGGAGGAGAACAUCAAUCAGGGCUGUUGCUGUUCAAGAACGGCGACCUCAUUGUCAGGACAACUGAUCACAAAACAAGCGCUGACACAGCUGAUAAUGGAGGAAAUGCAGUAUUCGUGCAGCUGCAGAAAGGGGACGAGGUGUAUGUGUCCCUGAAAAAAGAUUCUCAUGUUUGGGCAGCCGAACGCCAUACCACCUUCAGUGGUUUUCUGGUCACUCAACUGUGAGAAUCGAUGAUUUCAGAAAGAUGAUUUUAAAAACCUGAGAUCAAUGAUGCAUCUACUAUAUUACCAAUACAAUUUUAAUUUUACCCAUUUGAUAUUACUUACUCGUGGCCUUUCCCUUUUCACCAUCCACAGGGGAAACUAAAUCAAAAUGGCCAUUUUAUUGUUGGUUCUGUCCAACACUCGAGGGGAACAAUACAACAGCUUACAACAACCUUAGACAGGUUGGAUGUUUCCAAAUGUUUCCUUUUUACGAGAGGCUCAGUGGGGUUACCUUGGUUUUGCACUUCUGGUCAGAUGCUAGCUGCAUUUCGUUGGCUAUGUACCUGAACUUGCUCAUUGGCAAGAAAGUUGAAUCUAUUCUACAAUAAUCGAAUUAAAUUUACCAGAUAAAAUUCAA